Molecule: messenger RNA, 645 nt
Organism: Acanthamoeba castellanii str. Neff
Lineage: Eukaryota; Discosea; Longamoebia; Acanthamoebidae
Exons: 3
Coding region: 1-645 (214 amino acids)
Source: RefSeq, a predicted model, not a curated record
AUGGUCGAUCGGAGCACGGUCUCGUGGGCGCUCUUCCGGCAGACGUCGCAGUCAUCGGCGGCCAUGGUGUCGGAGGUGCCGCACUCGCUGAUCUCGCUGCGGCAGCCGCACGCCGUGGCGGUCAAUCUGGGCGACUACGAGGGCUCGGGCCUGGCCGAGCUGGCGCUGGGCAUCGUCGACGACAACGAGGUCACGCUCUACCUCUACGCCAUCGACCAGCUCACGGUGGCCUUGCCCAUGACGCUCCAGAAGACGCUGCUCAUCGCCGAGGCGCCCUGGUGGGACACUGCCCAAUACAACUUGCGGAUGGUGUCGGGCGACAUGAACAACGACGGCGACGACGAGAUCGUGGUGGCGUUCACCAGCGCGACGGCGGGCAGUGGCAGCCAAGCCGACGUGUUCCGCGUGGACAGCGCGACGUGCUUCCGACUGGAGUGUCUCGAGCUGGUGGGCAGCUUUGCUUUUGUGUUGCCCAGCGGACCCACGGUCCCGGAGUCAACCGCCGCGGUUCUGGCGAGCAGCGGCGAUUCAAAGAAGGCGACGGAGUCGGUGGAGAUGACGACCACGAGGAGUCCCGAGAUCAAGCUUGCCAUUGGCCUGCCUGCUGGUCUGCUCCCGCCCGCCAGCGAUGAUAACGAGGGUUAA